This is a messenger RNA of Leptopilina boulardi, 3126 nucleotides long. It is a transcript of the gene Cse1, whose product is annotated as exportin-2. Gene Ontology annotation, biological process: protein import into nucleus; protein export from nucleus. The coding region runs from base 119 to 3022 and encodes 967 amino acids. Gene Ontology annotation, molecular function: nuclear export signal receptor activity; small GTPase binding. The record is from RefSeq and is a predicted model, not a curated record. The transcript has 16 exons. Gene Ontology annotation, cellular component: nuclear envelope; cytosol. Lineage: Eukaryota; Metazoa; Arthropoda; Insecta; Hymenoptera; Figitidae.
CUAACUAUUCCAAGGUUUUAAACAUUUUAAAAAGCCGGUGAAUCUUAACUGAUUUCCUAAAGAAAUAAUUUUGUUCUUUUUAUUUUAUUUUUGUGAUUGGUCAUUUAAAUCAGUAAAAAUGGAGAUAACGAGUGAAAAUUUACAAACUCUUAGUGAAUAUUUAAAACAUUCGUUAAGUCCUGAUGUGAAUAUUAGAAGACCAGCUGAAAAAUUUCUUGAAUCCGUUGAAGUGAAUCAAAACUAUCCUGUACUUUUACUUCAUUUAAUAGAUAAAUCUGACUUUGACAUGACAAUUAGAACUGCAGGAUCAGUUGCAUUUAAAAAUUAUAUUAAACGAAAUUGGAAAGUUGAAGAAGAUUAUGGAGAUCGAAUACAUGCUCAGGAUCGAGAAACUAUAAAAAGAUUAAUUAUCAAUCUCAUGUUGCAUUCUCCAGAUUCAAUUCAAAAGCAACUGUCAGAUGCGAUAUCCAUAAUUGGCAAAUAUGACUUUCCAGAUAAGUGGCCAGAUUUAAUUGAUCAAAUGGUAGAAAAAUUUAAUACGGGAGAUUUUCAUGUUAUUAAUGGCGUACUUCAUACUGCUCAUUCAUUAUUUAAAAAAUAUCGUUAUGAAUUUAAAAGUCAAUCAUUGUGGACGGAAAUUAAAUUUGUAUUAGAUCAUUUUGCUAAACCUCUGACAGACCUGUUCAUGACAACCAUGAAGUUAACGGAAGUGCAUGCUAAUAAUAUUGAGGCACUGAAAAUAAUUUAUAAUUCUUUAGUUGUUUUGUGUAAAGUAUUUUACUCUCUGAAUUUUCAAGAAUUACCAGAAUUUUUUGAAGACAACAUGGAAGCUUGGAUGUCAAAUUUCUAUACUUUGCUUACAAAAGACGUUCCAUUGUUACAAACCGAGGAUGAAGACGAACCUGGGCUACUUGAACAAUUGAAAUCACAAGUUUGUGAUAACGUGUGUUUAUAUGCCCACAAAUAUGAUGAAGAGUUUCAAACAUAUUUACCUCAGUUUGUAACGGCAGUAUGGAAUUUAUUAACUUCGAAUGUUCAAAAGCCUAAAUUUGAUGCUUUGGUCUCUAAUGCUUUACAAUUCCUGGCAACAGUAGCUGAUAGAUCUCAAUACAGACAUCUUUUUGAAGAUCCAACUACUCUAGGAAGUAUUUGUGAAAAAGUGAUUAUUCCGAAUUUGGAGUUUAAAGAGUCUGAUAAUGAAUUGUUUGAAAGUAAUCCUGAAGAAUACAUUAGACGUGAUAUUGAAGGAAGUGAUGUUGACACUAGAAGACGAGCUGCUUCUGAUCUAGUUAAAGUAUUUUCAAAAUAUUUUGAAAAUAAAAUUAUAGAAAUCUUCGGUUCCUAUAUCCAGGUUAUGCUACAAAGUUAUAAUGAUAAACCUGCAGAAAACUGGCACAGUAAGGAUGCAGCAAUAUAUUUAGUAGUAAGUUGUGUUAGUAAAGGACAAACUCAAAAACAUGGUGUAACACAAAGUAGUAGACUAGUAUCAUUACCUGAGUUUACAAGGGAACAUAUAUUUCCAGAAUUGUUAAGACCAAAUGUUAAUGAGUUUCCUGUACUGAAAGCUGAUGCCAUAAAGUUUAUAAUGACAUUUAGAUCUGUACUACCACGUGAACACGUUAUUGGUUCUUUGCCAUUACUUAUUAGGCAUUUGACCGCUUCAAUGACUGUCGUUCAUACUUACGCCGCUUGUGCUAUUGAGAAGAUACUUGCUCUUAAAGACCAAGAAAAUGUUUCUCAAGUACAGGAAAAGGAAAUUGGGCCUUUAGCGGUAGAUUUAUUGAAUCAGCUGUUUGCUGCACUAGAAAUUGCUGGUUCUGAAGAUAAUGAAUAUGUUAUGAAAGCGAUUAUGCGAAGUUUUGUUAUUUUACAAGAUAACGUAGUACCUCAUCUUGCUAAUUUAUUGCCUAAAUUAACAGAAAAACUUGUAACUGUAGCUAAAAAUCCAAGUCGUCCAAAUUUUAAUCACUAUUUAUUCGAAACUCUCAGCUUAUCCAUAAAGAUUGUUUGUAAACGAAAUGCGGAGGCUAUUGUUUCCUUUGAAGAAACACUUUUUCCCAUUUUUCAAGCAAUAUUACAACAAGAUGUUCAAGAAUUUAUACCGUAUGUUUUUCAAAUUCUUGCAUUACUUCUUGAGUUACGAACUGAGCAAAACGUUCCUGAACCAUACAUGGCUCUAUUUCCAUGUUUAUUAGCACCAGUAUUAUUUGAAUAUCAAGGAAAUAUACAUCCAUUAAACAGAUUGUUACAAGCUUUUAUUUCAAAAGGAGCUCAUCAAAUUAUUGCACAAGACAAAAUUAGUGCUCUCUUAGGAGUGUUCCAGAAACUAAUUGCAUCAAAAGCUCAUGAUCAUGAAGGUUUCUUAUUGAUUCAAUGCAUAAUUCAACACUUUCCUACAGAAGCACUACAGUCUUAUAUGAAGCAAGUUUUCAUGCUGUUUUUCCAAAGGCUUUCUUCAAGCAAAACAGUGAAAUUCGUAAAGGGCCUCAUUGUAUUUUUCGCGUACUAUAUCCUGAAAUAUGGUGGUCCUAAUUUGAUUGCAAUCAUAGAUGAAAUUCAGUCUCAAAUGUUUGGUAUGGUUUUGGAGAGAGUGAUUAUUUCCGAUUUACAAAAAGUUACCGGUGAAAUAGAGAGGAAAGUUACAGUAUUUGGUUACUCAAAUUUACUUACUAAUUGUCCAGCAUUGUUGGAGCCUCCAUAUGCCUCUUUCUAUCCACAAUUGUUAGCUUCCGUUGUGGAAUUACUUGAGACACCACACGGUGAUCAACUAGUAAAUGAAGAGCAAGUAUUUCCUGAAAUUGAUGAUAAUGUAGGUUAUCAAGCGGCUUAUAGUCAGCUUCUAUUUGCUAAAAAUGUGAAAGCAGACCCUUUUACAGCCGUUGGCGAUGUUAGAAUGUUUUUGGCCCAAGGACUGGGUAAAUUAUCAUUGGAUCAAUUAUCACAAAUUUUACUUCAAAUACCAGAUCCAAAUGGAAGUCACUUAAAAAAGUAUCUUCAAGCAGCUGGUAUAAAUGUCAUAUAGUGGAAAAAGUAUUACAUUAAGUGAUUUAAUUCUGUAAUCCAUAAACAUGUGUAAUAACAUUUAAUAGUAAAUUUGCACUAAUAAAUUUUAUUUUUAAAAACUUU